Talpa occidentalis (Iberian mole) is the source of this 1081-nucleotide messenger RNA. It is a transcript of the gene ATP6V1E2, whose product is annotated as ATPase H+ transporting V1 subunit E2. The record is from RefSeq and is a predicted model, not a curated record. Gene Ontology annotation, biological process: proton transmembrane transport. Gene Ontology annotation, molecular function: proton-transporting ATPase activity, rotational mechanism. Bases 95 to 775 code for a protein of 226 amino acids. NCBI's taxonomy places the organism in Eukaryota, Metazoa, Chordata, Mammalia, Eulipotyphla, Talpidae. Gene Ontology annotation, cellular component: proton-transporting two-sector ATPase complex, catalytic domain. The transcript has a single exon.
GAAACUGAACUCCAGAGACACUCCUGAAAUUGUUGUAAGUUGAAGGAACCAGAGUCCACAAGUUCUCCCUCCACCUCCCUUUUCAGCAACAGCCAUGGCCCUGAAUGAUGUUGAUGUACAGAAGCAGAUUAAGCACAUGAUGGCUUUCAUUGAGCAGGAAGCCAACGAGAAGACAGAAGAAAUAGAUGCAAAAGCUGAAGAAGAGUUCAACAUUGAGAAAGGACGGCUUGUGCAAACCCAACGACUGAAGAUAAUGGAAUAUUAUGAAAAGAAAGAGAAGCAGAUAGAACAGCAGAAGAAAAUCCAGAUGUCCACCCUGAGGAACCAAGCAAGGCUUAAAGUUCUGAUUGCCCGAAAUGACCUCAUCUCAGAGUUGCUGCAUGAUGCAAAACUGAGACUCAGCAGGAUUGUGGCAGACCCAGAAAGGUACCAGGAGUUACUGGAUAAACUAGUAUUGCAGGGUCUGCUCCGAUUGCUGGAACCCAUUGUGAUUAUACGCUGCAGGCCUCAGGACCUCCUUCCAGUGGAGGCUGCAGUGCAAAAAGCUAUCCCUGAAUACAUGAUAAUCUCCCAAAAAUAUGUGGAAGUCCAAGUUGAUCAAGAGGUGUACUUGGCUACAAAUGCAGCUGGAGGUGUGGACAUGUACAGUGGAGAUCAGAGAAUAAAAGUUUCCAAUACUUUGGAAAGUAGACUGGAUCUCUUAGCCCAGCAAAAGAUGCCAGACAUACGAAAAGCCUUGUUUGGUGCCAAUGCCAACAGGAAGUUUUUUAUAUAGCCUCUGGAAAGUAAAGCUCCUAUCUGGGCCUCAUCUGUGAAAUGAGUGUGGGGCACAUGUGCCUGAUCAGCAUAAAUUAUUUGGGCAAUGGAAACCAGCAAUAUUUCCUCCUAUUUGUUGCUCUAAUAUUAUUCUGUCUUCUUUCACGACAUAUCCUUUAAAUUAUAGACAUUAUACUUUAGAUCUGACUUAAUGCUUAGAAAUCUAAUUCAACUCCACUCAUAUAUACCACAACUUCUGAUCAGUUCUGAAAUUUGGGUUGAAGGGGUCUUCAGGUGAGAUGUGGAUGGAAUUCUUGGUCUAUAG